This is a messenger RNA of Ilex paraguariensis (yerba mate), 1083 nucleotides long. Lineage: Eukaryota; Viridiplantae; Streptophyta; Magnoliopsida; Aquifoliales; Aquifoliaceae. The record is from the annotation of a GenBank genome assembly.
AUGGAGGCUCUUGAAAUUGGCUCCCGAAAUGUGGCUGACAGUGCUAUUAUUAGAGGGCUUGUGCGGCGUGGGAAAAUGGAAGAAGUAAUGCUGAUUCUUGAUUGCAUGCUUAGGGUGCAGCUUGUUCCAACUAUUGCCACUUUCACAACUCUGAUGCAUAAGUUCUGCAAAGAAUUUAACCUGAUGGAGGCUGUAAAACUAAAAAAUAUAAUGGAGUUUCAUGGUGUAAAUCUUGNUAAACUCCAUUACAUCCCUUGCUGUGUGGAUGUUGUUGUCUACAACACAUUGCUGGCUGAGGCCUGUAAAUCAGGGAAUUUGCAAGUGGCAAUAAUCCUUUUGGAUGAGAUGAUCACCAAUAACGUGCUCCCUGAUAGGUAUACAUAUGCGAAUCUUCCNCCUGAUGGAGGCUCAUUUGAUCUAUCUGAGGAGAUAAAACAAAGGGACCUCUUCCCAAAUACCACCACGUUUACUGUUCUGACUGAUGCUCUCUUGACCAAGAACAAUAUUGUGAAGGGUGAAAUGCUUUUGAUGGAUUUACAAGACAGGGGAUUGAUAUCUCGAGGUCAAAGCACCCAAGAUUUGCACAAAGCACGCCUCUUUAUGGAUCGGUGGGGAGCAGAGUUUAGGUUUUCAGCUGCUAAAGUUGGGAAGCCUUCUGACGCCAAGCACAUCAAGAUUUAUGAUGUCAAAGGUGCAAAUGCUAGACUUGACAGUGAUAGGCAGGUUUAUGCUGUCCCUGCUAUUAAACCAGGGGUGGCUGAGGAAAUCCCAAAAAAAACUGGAUAUAUUGUAAUGCGGGCAGAGGGAAUUUAUGAUGUGGAUGCUAAUACAUCAAUUGAUCAGCUUUCUGAAGAUCUCAGAUUCUCAAUAUCAAAAUACUGGAGGGUACACCAAGAUGAUGCAAUGGAGUCCAAAGAUGUGAUACGCUUGGUUCCCAAGAUCAUGAAAAGAAAAUGGACAAGCGAUGACGAGACUAACCACGAUGAGGUCCCAUACCACGAGCGGGAAGAGGAUGACGGUGUGUCUGAUAAUUCUGUAAUUUCCAAACAUGACAACAUUGAUGACUCUCUUAAUAAACAAUAG